GCGCGUCUCCUAAGACUUCCCGGGCUCGGGGCUUCCUCUCUCUUUUCGCUCCGAGACAUGGGCACACCUCAGAAGGAUGUUAUUAUCAAGCCAGAUGCUCCCAACUCACUGUUCCUGGAGAAGCAUGCUGAUUAUAUCGCAUCCUAUGGCUCAAAGAAAGAUGAUUAUGAAUAUUGCAUGUCUGAGUACUUGAGGAUGAGUGGCAUAUAUUGGGGUCUGACAGUAAUGGAUCUCAUGGGACAACUGAACCGCAUGAAUAGAGAAGAAAUUCUAACAUUUAUAAAGUCGUGCCAACAUGAAUGUGGUGGAAUAAGUGCAAGUAUUGGACAUGAUCCUCAUCUCUUAUAUACUCUAAGUGCUGUCCAGAUUCUCACUCUAUAUGAUAGUAUUAAUGUUAUUGACGUAAAUAAAGUUGUGGAAUAUGUCCAGAGUCUACAGAAAGAAGAUGGCUCAUUUGCUGGAGACAUUUGGGGAGAAAUUGAUACAAGAUUCUCUUUCUGUGCGGUGGCAACAUUAGCUCUGUUGGGGAAGCUUGAUGCAAUCGAUGUAGAAAAAGCAAUUGAAUUUGUUUUAUCUUGUAUGAACUUUGAUGGUGGAUUUGGUUGCAGACCGGGUUCUGAAUCCCAUGCUGGGCAGAUCUAUUGUUGCACAGGAUUCCUGGCUAUUACUAAUCAGCUUCAUCAAGUAAAUUCUGAUUUACUUGGUUGGUGGCUUUGUGAAAGACAGUUACCUUCAGGAGGACUUAAUGGAAGACCCGAGAAGUUACCAGAUGUGUGCUAUUCAUGGUGGGUGCUGGCGUCUCUAAAGAUUAUUGGAAGGCUUCAUUGGAUCGAUAGGGAAAAAUUGAGGAAUUUCAUUUUGGCAUGUCAAGAUGAAGAAACGGGGGGAUUUGCCGACAGACCAGGAGAUAUGGUGGAUCCUUUUCAUACAUUAUUUGGAAUAGCUGGAUUGUCUCUUCUGGGAGAAGAACAGAUAAAACCUGUUAAUCCAGUCUUUUGCAUGCCUGAAGAAGUGCUUCGGAGGGUGAAUGUUCAACCUGAACUAGUAACCUAGACUCGCCCAUGCAAAAAGUUACUUAGUGUAGUUGCCAUUUCAACAUUAACUGUUUAUAUGUUGUACAUUGUGUUAAAUUAAUUUCAAUAAAUUAUAAUUAUACAUACUGUAAA
Messenger RNA from Ochotona curzoniae (black-lipped pika), 1166 nucleotides. It is a transcript of the gene RABGGTB, whose product is annotated as Rab geranylgeranyltransferase subunit beta. Gene Ontology annotation, biological process: protein geranylgeranylation. The transcript has 9 exons. Gene Ontology annotation, molecular function: Rab geranylgeranyltransferase activity. NCBI's taxonomy places the organism in Eukaryota, Metazoa, Chordata, Mammalia, Lagomorpha, Ochotonidae. The record is from RefSeq and is a predicted model, not a curated record. The coding region runs from base 58 to 1053 and encodes 331 amino acids. Gene Ontology annotation, cellular component: Rab-protein geranylgeranyltransferase complex.